Messenger RNA from Tuber aestivum (summer truffle), 5486 nucleotides. NCBI's taxonomy places the organism in Eukaryota, Fungi, Ascomycota, Pezizomycetes, Pezizales, Tuberaceae. The record is from the annotation of a GenBank genome assembly.
CCACCGGGCACGCUAGCCCUGUUUGGGGGCGUUGGAGUAUUUGUAAUUCGUUGGCAAUUAAUGGUUGCUAAGGUGCUGAGUCACCUUAACGCUGAAAAGCCCGGAUUCAUAACCCGAAUUGGUUAGCGGUUGCCCCAUCUGGACUCAGCCAGCCUGGCCGCGAAUUUUACUUUGCCAGACCGACCAAGGGACGACUAAGAUAUCGUCGGCUCUAUCAGAUCCCGUCCCGUGCCUACCUGCGCCUGCACCGGCACUUGUGCCGCAGCCUCAUCAGACAUUAAGUUCGGCACUCCAGGCCGGUCAAACGUCGACCAAGAUGGUGUUAUCAGCCGCGGUGUCUGGAAUGCAAGGCAUGUCAGGCGUUGUGGCUCUCCGAUGCACAGGCACAGGCGGGCCCCGCACUUCACCCUACGGUACAUCCUGACAUGUACAUACUCGGGCAAGGACGUGGGAUACCGGACAGCUAGGGAUUCUAGGGGCCUAACCGCUCCACCCUCACAGGAAAUAAAAGAAUCGAUUGCCAUGAAAAUAACCCAAACAAGCAAGAAGCUUUGACACCUAUAAUCGCUGGCUGUUCGGUCACCCGCGUCGAUACCCGAGUACCGUAUCGUACUGAAGCACCGCCUGCAAACGAACGAAUGGAAUAUGGCUUAAAGGUUGGCCACCAGAAUACGUGUCUGACGGAGGGCGGCAUCCGUCAGCAGAAAAACCAGCCUUUCAAAUACACCAGGCGCCCGGCCGUUUACCCCCCCCCCGCCAUUACGAGUACUCGUGCUGGGGCGCUCCGCAGCUUUCGCAGGCGUCACCUCUGCAGGCUGCUGCUUAGCUCCAUUUCUCGCAACACUAGAAAUCGGGGAUGCCAUACUACCGGUAGUCGACUAACGCCUACGACUGUUAAUCGAGUGAGAAACAGUGAGUACGCAGUGCGCGGUCAACUGCAGCACAGAAAAGGAAAAAGCCCUCAUUCUCACAAAUUCUAUGGUAUCCUCUUUUCGUUCCGAAGUGCGAUACCGGCAUUCAGCCGACGGCUAUUGCGAAUAUUAAAUGAAGGACAAGAAGCACCGGGUGUGAAAGGGUCAGGGUUAGUCUAAUCCUGCUGGGAUCGGAUUUUGGGCGAGAGCCCGUCCGAUAAAGCAGCAGGCGAAAGCCACAAGCUAAUGAACCGGCCCACGGCCGCGGUGAGCUGAAAAUUUUUUUCCUGCUCGACCAUGGCGGACUUCUUCGAUCUUUGGAGGUUAUACAAUUACGGCGGCGGCGAGGGGUAAGGGGAAGCAAUUUUUAAAUAAGAAAUAUUGUGGUAAAAGCGAGAAGAGGAGAGGAGCGGAGCGGGGAGGAGGAUCAAUUUUUCUUCUUCCUGUUCGAUUAAGAGAUGGAAGGUCGAUAGGAAGGUACUUGAGGCUUCUGCGGGUAUUUUCGAUUCUGGUUGGGGAGGAAUUCCUCUUGUCGGGGUCUGCGAAUAAUAGUUGGGGGUUCGAGAUGAGUUGUCCUUGGUGACUUGGUCCUCGGACAGGUCCUGGCAAGCGGGCGAGAGCAACAGGCAACGCAAGGAGAAGCAAGUCCGGGAAGGCAAAGGGAGGAAUUUAAAGAUUACUGUAUCGUGCCUUUUAUUUUAUUUUUUUAUUUGUAUCAUAUUUUAUUAUUAUUUUCACUAUUGUACUCGUACUCGUAUAGUACUCAAGUGCUCGAGUAUCCCGGCUCCCCUCGGCACUAGCCAAAAGGAGUAGAGUACUACUUCAAUUGAUCCAGCGCAGAAGCAAGUGAGAUUGUACCAUAUUGUGUCGGGUGGCGGGGUAAAGUACCUGCACCCAAGGUACGGUAUGGUACCGGACAUGUUGUACUGUGCCAACGGGGUGAUGGUCUAUUCCAGUUGGACACAAGAGCGACGGAAGGAAGCCCCACGUAUUCAGUUCUCCCUAUCAAACCGAGUUAACUCGUGAUAACAAACCGUCCAAUGGACAUCAUCCGCCACGUCUCUGCAGGCACCUCAAACGGGCGCAUUCUGACAAGUCUCCCGUCAGAUUUGCGGACUGUCUGCGGAGGAGGGAGAGGCGAGAGGGUUUGGGGGGGGGUAAGGGAUGGCUAUCUAGCCAGAGGCUGGUAAUUGUGGUAUUAUGGUGCUCAUUCUCGCAGUGGUGGUGUGCCGCGCCUGUUCUGUGUGGGUUGAACAAACACCUUUCUCCCGUUUUCUCUCCCCCUUUUCCUUUCCUUCCUAAUGUUGCCAUAAUCGACCACUCGGAUUCCCGGAAUUAAGAGAAAAGGGUGAGGUUUGUCGGGACGUGGCUCCAAUUGCAUGUUGAUUAUCAAACGUCAGGUCACGGAGUGGGGUGGUGGUACCCUCUGACUGGAUUUCCCGUACAAAACUUUCCAUUCACCCACAAUUCUCCUCGAGAGAAAUCAGAUGAGAAUUUUAUUAUUAUUUCUUUUCCCUGAAGUGUGUGUGUGUCGUUUCUGGAGCCAGAGUCGAUAAUUUUUUCUUGACGAUACUCACUGCAAUCAUGAUUGAUGAAGAGCAGCAGCGGUUGGAGGAUACUGGGGAGGAGGGGCAAGAGGGCCAACCGCCGAUCGAAGAAUCCAAGACGCAGGACAACGAGGAUGGAACGAAGGCAGACAACGCAGCGACAACGGAAGAGGAGGAUGGAGGUGUUGCCGUGGACCAAGGUGAGAGCAGGAAAGAAGGGGAGAACAACCAGGAUGGAGAAGAAGGAAAUGGGGGAGACAAUACCCCUUCUACUCCUUCGGAAAACAUUGACAAUACAGACGUUACAGAAAAAAGUGAUCCUGGAGGUGAGAUUCAAUUCCAUUCUCCUCAAUUCUGCUCAAUUCUCUUCAACUUCCCCCCCCUCCCUUCUUACCCUUCGUUCGUUCUAUUGUACUCGGGAAGGGAAUUAUAGCACAAUAAUCCCUCUCUUUCUAUUGUUCCAACCACCUGCGAGAACAUUUUAAAUGCAUUCUUCUAUUCCAAUCAUCUGCAAGUGCCGUAGCUUCUGAUAGGGGGAGGGGCAGUUUAUUUUACAAGGAACCCGUUCGUUCCACAAACACGAUUUAUUGCUAAAAAUUAAGCGAGCGCCAUAGGUGCGACCGAGUCCGCGACUCAGGAAGACUCCGCUGCCGUUGUUGUUUCGACAGAAGAAGGCCACCAGAAUCCGGACACGGGCUCAGCCUCAGGCGAAGCUGAAGGGAAUAACCCACCUUCUCCCCCUGCUUCCACUUCUACUCCACACGAAGGACAGGAUACUCCACCAGAAGACCAGCCACCCGCAGAUUCGGUUGAAGCGGCCCAAGAAGACGAGCGAAAAGAAGAAGAAAAGGAAUCACCUGACUCGAAGGCAAAUUCGGAGGAAAAUCCCGCAGCCACCGAUCCCGAUCCUGGCCUUGAGCCUGCGAACAGUAAGGAGAAAGACGAUCCCUCAAAUACAUCUGAGCCGCCGGACGAUCCAGGAGAGGCUACGGUCGAAGAGAAUCUUGCCGUCCCCGAGGAAAAUACCGACUCAGUCCAAGUUGUGACGGAGCCUGAGUCCGAGUCGAAGGACGACCGACGGGAACAAGAAGAAAAGGCCGCGCCCGCAGAGGAAGAAAGCCGGGGAUCGCCGGGAGCGGUAGGAGAGCCAAGUCGCGAGGGGGAAUCAGACGUCGAUAACGAUAACAAUAACCCUCUUCCGGUAGAAACUUCAGUGGAGAAUCCGGAUUUAGAAGGCUCCUCCCUGCCAGCUGAUCAGGUUGCAGUGAAACAGGGCGUUGAGGAGGUUUUAGAAACAUUCCCAGCAGAGUCUAACCCAACGCCGCUUGAAACUCCUGAAUCCGACCCCACUUCGGAUCUUAUCGAGCCUCCCCCCCUUUUAGGCCCAAUGUCUUCUCAACUCUCUACCAUGCCGGGCGCCCUCGAGGAAUCCUCGCAAUUCAACCUACCUUCCGAAGAAGACCCCUUUAUCGAUCGACCUCGCUCAACCCUCGACGGCCCAUUAGACGACGAGGCUGCCGCUGCCGCCGCUGCAGCUGCCAUGGCCAUUUCUGCUGCCGAUGCGCCCGAUAUAGGCGCUGACAGGCCUAAGCACCGCAAGUCGCAUAGGCGAAGAGACAAGAGCGAGAAGCCAGAAAAGGAGCGAAAACACCGCGACAAAGGCGAAAGAGAACAUCGCGACAGGAGCGAAAGAGAGCCUAAGGUUAGGGAGCCUAAGGAGCCGAGGGAAAAGGGGGAAAAAGAAAAGCGACAUAAAACUGCUGAAGAGAAAGCAGGUAAAGACGUGAGGCGCGCUGCGAAAUUAACAGCAAAAUUCGGUACCGCUCCGCCAACCAUCACCGUCGUCGACGAUGAGGCGGUCGGUGGCCAGUACGAUCUACCUCCGCCUUUGGUGGAUGAUAAGAUAAAGCGCCGGCGCCGUCGCUCUAAGGCUGGUAUUGGCGCGGAUGGCGAACCAGAGGUUACGGUGGCGGAGGAACAGCCGGAAAAGGAGAAGAGGCAUCGGCGAAAAUCUGGCGCCAAGAAAUCAGGCGGAGAAACCGAUGUUGAGGAUGGGAAGAAGUCCAAGAAAAAACAUUCUCAUGCACACAUGACUCCCGAGGAACGGGAAGAGAGGAGGAAAAGGCAUGAAGAGAAGGCACUGCGCAAGGGUAGAGAACUUGGUAAGUUCAAUGCUUGAGUGAUGCUAAAUGACACAUUUAACUGACAAACAGCAGAGGAACAACUUAGGAAGGGCGGCAGCAGGGAAGGUAAAGAAAGUAAGGAGGAUAAGGAGAGGCGGAAGGCCGAAAAGGCCGCCCGCAGGGCCGCAAAGGCCGAGGCUACAAUCAUCAAUGGGGGAGGCACUAUAGUUAACGGAGAAGGUACUAUGAUUAACGGCGAGGGCACUAUGAUUAACGGCGAGGGCACUAUGAUUAAUGGCGAGGGCACCGUGAUCGAUGGAAACGCCACCGUCAUAAACGGCGGCAUCGAGCCUCCCGACGACCAAACCGUUCUUCCAGAACCUGACACAGAGCCCGGACCAGAAGCAAGGACGGAGUUAGGUUUCGACCUCAACAACCCUUACCCUGCUGACCCCUCGGUUUCCCAACUGGAGCCCCCAUCCGAGUUCCCCGCUUCGGAGUUCCCCGAAUCUGAAGCGCCAGCACUUUAUCUAUCCCCCGAGGAAGUUAGAGCAGCAAAGGAGGCACGUCGUGCUGCCCGCCGUGCGCGCAAAGCUGAGCGGGAGGCACCGAAGGAUUCUGGCCACUCCUUUUCCAGCGAGGGUAAGCGGGAGCAUAGACAUCGCCAUCAUGAAAAGAAGCAGAGAACACCAGAGGAGGAAGAGGUCCGUCGCGCGAGAAAGGAGGAGAAGCGAAGAGCCCAGUCUAUGGAUGCCCCGGCUGUGACGUUCUCGGAGAAGGAGGUGAAAGAAGCUAAAGGCAAGAAGACAAAGCGCCGAGGGAGCGAGGCGGUGGAGAAGCAAGAAGGCGGAGAGAAGCCGAAAUUUAGCGUUCGGAAGACGCUUAGCCGCUUCUUGACCUUUUAG